Messenger RNA from Paramecium sonneborni, 303 nucleotides. The record is from the annotation of a GenBank genome assembly. NCBI's taxonomy places the organism in Eukaryota, Ciliophora, Oligohymenophorea, Peniculida, Parameciidae.
GGAAGAGCCAUUUUUUAAAUUUGCACAACCUAAUGCAAUUCAUAAUUCUACUGAUAUUUUUAAAAGUAAUCUUUAUGGACUUCAAUGAAAUCUUACUUAAAAUGUUAUAAGUAAUUAUAUACAGAAAUUCCAGGAGAAAUUAAUUGUGGAAUUCUAUGAAACAGUUAUUGAUAGACAUUAAUAGAAAGUAGAUAGAAGGAUAAAGAAGAAUACGAGAUAAAUAAAAAAGCUAAAAUAUUAGUAGAAAAUUUGGAUUAUUAUUUUCAUGAAGAAUAAUUUUUAAAUAUUUUCAUGGUUAAAGAG